Molecule: messenger RNA, 1908 nt
Organism: Coffea eugenioides
Lineage: Eukaryota; Viridiplantae; Streptophyta; Magnoliopsida; Gentianales; Rubiaceae
Product: ferruginol synthase-like
Exons: 2
Coding region: 222-1724 (500 amino acids)
Molecular function (GO): oxidoreductase activity, acting on paired donors, with incorporation or reduction of molecular oxygen; iron ion binding; monooxygenase activity
Source: RefSeq, a predicted model, not a curated record
UCUUUGUGAUAGGUUCUAUGUUGUCCAUACAAACUAUUCUUAGUAGUUUGGCCAGCAUACCAUUCUAUGCAGUACAAGUCUUUCUUCGUGUUCUUUAGCUGUGCAUGUAUGAUAUAUAGUUCAACUCAAGCGCUCAAUUUAGAAGUUUUUUUUAUUAGUUUCGCUCUCUGAUAGAUUGAGUGCCAGAAAAACAUAAACAGAAGAAUUCGCAAUCAGAAAACAUGGCGCUUUUUGAUGCUAUAAUUUGGCUUGCACUAUUUUUUGUCAUCUGGGCAAGCACUUAUUUCCUCGUAUCCGAAUUAAGGUCCAGGAGAAUAGCCAGGCUUCCUCCGGGCCCUUAUCCAAUUCCAAUCAUUGGUAACAUCCUAAACGUUGGUCAGAAACCUCAUGAAUCAUUUGCCAAACUCUCCAAAAUUUAUGGUCCUCUAAUGUCUCUUAAGCUGGGGAGCAAAAGAACGGUAGUUGUGUCAUCUCCAACAAUUGCCAGCGAAGUACUACAAAAAUAUGACCAACUUUUCUCCGGCCGUGCAGUGGCAAAUGCAGUCCAGGCACUUGAUCACGAUAAAGCCUCGAUAGUCUUUCUGCCAGCUUCGAGCCAGUGGCGUAAUCUCCGAAAGAUAUGCAAAGAGCAACUGUUUUCGUUGCAAAAACUUGAUGCUAGUCAAGGCUCUCGUCGGGAGAAGCUGCAAGAAUUAUGCGACUAUUUGCAGAGGUGUAGCGUUAGCAGGAAAAUUGUUAAUGUUAGUGAUGCAGCCUUCACAACAUCUCUGAACUUAAUAUCAAGAUCUCUAUUUUCAGUCGAUUUUGCUAACUAUGAUUCUAAUUCAUCUCAAGAACUCAAGGGGAUUGUGUGGGGUAUAAUGAAAAAUGUCGGGGCCCCUAAUCUUGCGGAUUACUUUCCUGUCCUACAAAUGAUUGAUCCCCAAGGCAUCAGGCGUCGCAUCACGUUCUAUAUGCAAAGGCUAUUUGCCAUUUUUGAUGACGUUAUUGAUGAACGGCUGCAAGUUAGAGGGACAUCAGAGACUAAGAAAAAUGAUCUGUUGGAAGGUCUCUUGGAUCAUAGUAUAAAGAACGAGUCUGAGUUCUGCCGCAAUGAUCUGAAACAUUUGCUUCUGGAUUUAUUUCUUGCAGGGACAGAAACAGCAUCAGUCACUGUGGAGUGGGCAAUGGCAGAGUUAUUACGCAGUCCUGACAAGAUCGCAAACAUUAGAGCAGAGCUCAAGGAAGUCAUUGGAAAGAAGGAAGGAGUCCAAGAAUCAGAUAUCUCGAGACUCCCUUACUUGCAAGCAGUGAUCAAAGAAACCUUUCGACUUCACCCUCCAGCGCCAUUACUUAUUCCUCACAAAGCUGAUGAAGAUGUAGAAAUCAAUGGUUUCAUAGUGCCAAAAAACACAGAGGUGCUUGUCAACGUGUGGGCUUCGGGUAGAGAUCCGACAAUGUGGUCAAAUCCUGAGAAUUUUGAGCCUGAACGAUUUUUAGGCAGUGACAUUAUUGAUGUGAGAGGCCAGCAUUUCGAGCUCAUUCCCUUUGGCGCUGGGAGGAGAAUAUGUCCAGGAUUGCCUCUAGGUUAUCGGAUGGUACACUUGAUGCUAGCUUCUUUCAUUUACAACAUUGACUGGAAACUGGAAGAUGGAAUGAAACCAGAAGAUUUAGACAUGGAAGAAAAAUUUGGGUUGACAGUUCAGAGGGCUUGGCCUCUAAAGGCUAUUCCUGUUAAGCUGUGACUCCAAUAUAUAGCAAUUUGAAGGCUUAAUCAUUUCAGAUGAGUAGAGAAAGCACUCCUUGUGAAUUUUGAUGCAAUUGAGAUGUUUGACUUCGUUUUGCAUAAAUUAUGUUGUACGUUACGAUUUACUAUAAAUUAUGAACUCUUACAUAAUCAGUGACAAAUUUUACACAUAGUGCAAUUCA